CAGAGACUAAGGCAGCUCCGAAAGAUUUAUCCUCGCUUUCAGUAAGUCCAUUUGGAUCCCAUUGGACACAUCCCUAGUCUCCAGGCUCGUCGGAUAUCAACCAAUACCGUUGAGUCGUCAUGCGUGCAAUCUUCGAGGUCAUGGGGACGACCAUCCCAGGAGUCGUCAGGCUAGGAACAUCUGGAACUCAGCAGCAUCUUCCAGACGACUAGGCGCCUUCCCGACUGAACUCGUCUCAUUCUCAUAGCAGGAAUGGAUACGGACCUGAUCCCACCAUGAUGCUCCAUGUUGAACGGAUCCAACCGCUCAGACGAAACAUUUGAAAGAACACAGCGAACUACGAGGGAGAAGGGAAGGCACGUACCGAAAAGCAUGCGAUGAAAGAACAUCGAAGCCACCCUCUAUCUCUGAUUGCCGAGAUCAUCUGGAUACUCUCGCCAGAAGGGCCGAAAGGUUUGCAACGAAUGUUCAGCAUAGCCGGUGUGUGUUUUGAUCUGGGCAAAAUCACUGACCGUAUCCAGUACCCUGUACUUCCUACUCCUUGCCGACUUACCAGACUGAGAGCUGGGUGACCAUGAACCACUCGGGGACCAAUAUGCCCGGCAUGCUCUCACGAGACCUCCAUACCAGAUGGGAACGUUGUACUCGCCGACAUAACACAGGAUUGAACGCGAUUGCCAUGCACUAACCGGGUGAACGAUGGUCGAUUUCCAAGACUGACUUGACCUGCACGACUCCAAUCACCACAGCAUCUCUCAUACUGACUGAUAGUCAUGACGUUCGGAGACCAAAACUCUCAUGGGAAGACCAUCAGGCUAAUUGCGCCGAUCAAAACGGCUGUAGCUAGCGGGCCUGUCCGAUCUUUCGUAUCUUUCGUCCACAGGUCGAUAUUACGCCUCGAAUAUGUAUAUCAGAUGAGAGGAGACGAAAGUCUGCUGUACGGGUACUACGAUUUCCUUUCCUACAUUUGGGCAAAUUCGAUCGACCACUACACCGCACCUUGUUGACUCCCUCACUCAUACGAGGUACGGCGGGCAUUGAUUUUGAUCUUUACGAUCGGCACAAACACCCGUCUUGAUCAACGUCACGUUUUUGGUUUCUCACAGAUCGUCGAUGUACGCUACUGGUACUCCGGACGGGGCAGACUAUUGCAUCCUCUUGCAAGUAGCCCAAAGAUCAGCGCAUGUUAGGCGAAGUUUCAGCCCCAGAUCGAUGGUGGAUACUAGUAUGAAUUCAAACCUCAGCCUCGUGGAUCAACAUGUUUUUGUGAUCUGGGUAGAGAAUGGUUUGAUUGGUGGGAUGGAAUAUGCAUGUCUCAAAUCCAUCUUCCAACGGCCGAAACAAAACAAACAAACAAACACAUACUGUACACAUUCGUACAGGACUACCCAUGGGUAACUGCCCGUCAUCGAGAUGGUACUGAACGAGUACAGUUUUGUCGGUCUCGAUCGAAAAGAUCGGUCUGGAGAUGGACAAGACCGACUGCCAGACAGGCCCAGCCACCCGGAUUUACCUACGGCAUGUAUCCGUACAUGUCAGACAUUAACCGCGAGACAAGGUGACGGCUUUGACGUGCGGACUAUCUACUGUGCAGGAUGUCAGAGACUGACUUGUGCGAUCCCGCUAACAUCGCAAGUCUGGCGGGUUAUGGGAAUUAUUACGGUGUUUUCUGUUUGGCGCUUUGUUACGGUUAUGCCGCGUCAAGACUAUCCGAAGGUCCAAAGUCCGCCCAUAGUUCCUACAGUAGUUUUGUCCGUAGCUUCGAUCCAGAGAGCCUUGCAGUCGCGGGUGUGCCUGGCAAGCCCGUAAGCCUUGGUUCAUAUGGAUGGCUCAGUGAUGCCGAUGUGAUUGAUACGACGAUGACGGUACGGAGUACUAUCCGACGAAAUGUUUCUGAUUGUUUUUCUUCGGGAUCGGAAAGUGAUUUCUUCAGCUGGGAUGCUGCAAGUUGCAAUCACCACCACCACCACCACCCUGAACAUGGGUCAUGGUGACGAAGCUGG
This is a messenger RNA of Exophiala oligosperma, 2003 nucleotides long. RefSeq lists its product as uncharacterized. The coding region runs from base 1596 to 1994 and encodes 132 amino acids. The record is from RefSeq and is a predicted model, not a curated record. NCBI's taxonomy places the organism in Eukaryota, Fungi, Ascomycota, Eurotiomycetes, Chaetothyriales, Herpotrichiellaceae. The transcript is spliced from 2 exons.